Messenger RNA from Plenodomus lingam JN3, 153 nucleotides. Lineage: Eukaryota; Fungi; Ascomycota; Dothideomycetes; Pleosporales; Leptosphaeriaceae. The record is from RefSeq and is a predicted model, not a curated record.
AUGCCCCAUUCCCCAAUCCCAAUCCCAUUCGCAAUCCCAUUUCCAUCUUCCCGAUUCCCAAUCCGAGAAUCCAUCCACAAAGGAACCAGCAGAGAACCCACUCCGCCCCCACGAAAUCACGAGACAAGAAGAGGAAAAGAACAAGAAGGAUGA